Prunus persica (peach) is the source of this 1983-nucleotide messenger RNA. RefSeq lists its product as uncharacterized. The transcript has 3 exons. Lineage: Eukaryota; Viridiplantae; Streptophyta; Magnoliopsida; Rosales; Rosaceae. Bases 1 to 1983 code for a protein of 660 amino acids. The record is from RefSeq and is a predicted model, not a curated record.
AUGUCGCAAGCAUCCGCAAGCCAUAUUCAUAGCAGACGAAGUUUCCCAUCCAGAUUGAAUUUAAAGACCAACGUGCGCGAAAGGCUGGGCCCAAGACCUGACAUCCACGCUCGCCUAGGCCAGCAUGAAGACGUUUAUGAAAGGCUAGGCUCCCAGGGAGGUCAACUUAACGGCCAUCGAGACGAGGAACGAGAAGAAAGGCGCUCCGCUGCCUGUUCACAGAGAAAUAUUCAUGAAAGGAUAGGCCCCCAGGGAGGUCAACUCGACAAUCAUCACAAUGAGGACCGUGAAGAAAGGCGCUUCGCUACUCGCUCUCGAAGAACUAAUUCUCGUCGGCAAACUACUGGAAAUCCCUCGCAAGCGCAGUCCACCAACACGCCUCCUAGACAGCGCAACCGAAAAGAUUGGCGGAAAUUUCGAAUAUGCACUACGAUUGAGGUAGACCAAGCAAACUCCUCACCUUUCACCGCCAAAAUCGAGCAGGCUGCUCCCCCGAAAAGAUUCUCAACGCCCUCUUUCACAUGUUUCAAAGGCGAUUCCAACCCUGAAAGUCAUCUGAAGCACUUCAAGAGCCUUAUGAUCCUCUACAAAGCCGAAGACGUGCUAAUGUGCAAGGUGUUUGCAAUGACUUUGCGAGGAGCAGCUCAGGAUUGGUUCCAUACCCUGCCAUCUGGGUCGAUCAACAGCUUCAAGGAGCUUACUUACGUCUUCACUAAAGAAUACACUUCUUAUCGGACGAUCAAGAAGAACCCUGACCAUCUGUUCAACCUGCGCAAGAAGCCCGAGGAAUCCCUUCGAGAUUACAUCAAGAGGUUCAAACCAGAAAAGGCCAACAUCGUAGGCCAGACUCUGGCAGAGGUCUUCGUGACCACAGAACGCUACGCACUCUGGGAUGACGAUCGAAUCACCGCGAAGAAGUCCACUGAGCAGGAAGAUCGACCGGCUAAACGGGCAGAACAAAGAGGCGACAGGCUUGGCAGCAGGGACAAAGACAAAGGCAAGUCACGCCCACAAAGAGAGGCCACGACGAAAGAGAACUACACCAAGUUCUCUAUCCCUAUACAUCAAAUUUUAGCCCAAGUAAAGAACAGACCUUGGGUAAAAAGACCGCCACCCUUGAAAGGAGAUCCAGACAAGAGGGAUACUAGAAAAUAUUGUGCCUUCCAUGCGACACAUGGGCACAAUACGAAUAAUUGCUUUGCUUGGAAAGCGCAUCUCGAAGAACUCGUGAGAGAAGGUCAUUGCACGGAGUUCAUCGCGAAGCAGGCCAUCCAGCAGAUAGAAGACCGCGAUACCGCCAAAGAGCCACCCCAGAAGGUCAUAAGGAUUAACACAAUCCUAGCCGACUCCGAGGAGUCUGGACUGACCAACAAAGAAAAGAAGAGGAAGAUCAAACAGGCUACUAUGAUCUCCCAAGUCUCAACUAGCCUCUCACUGGCAGAAGACGAUCCCGUGAUCGGCUUUCAAAAGAAAGACUUAAUCGGCCUUGAUCUACCGCACAACGACGCCCUUGUCAUCAACAUUCAAAUCGCUCAGGCCAUGGUCGACCGAGUCCAUGCAGAUGAAUGCAGUGCAGCCAACAUCCUACAAUUGGCAGUCGUCCAACAUAUGGGCUUAGAGGCAAAGAUCAAUAAAUCAGCUAAGUCGCUGACUGGUUUCAAUGGCGCAACGACGGUUACCGUGGGCACGAUAGAUCUCGACAUCUACUCUCCACCUGUAAUCAGGUCGCAAACGUUCAUGGUCAUUGAUGAAGUCUCACCCUACAAUGGCAUUCUAGGCAGACCAUGGAUCGGCAAGAUCAACGCCAUCACCUCUGCCGUACAUCAGAAGAUUCGCUACCCAAUCCCUGGGGGCGGUAUCGGCCAGAUCAACAGCGAUCAGGCAAUAGCAAGAAAAUGCUCAGCUCAAGGUCUAAAGAAAGGCGAGCAAACACAGUUCCUCCCUGUGAAUCAGGCAGACCUAAAGGGAGUAGAACAAGCAUAG